GGUAUGGAUGAGCCAAAACUAAAAAUAAGAGAUAUGUGCUGAUUAGAAGGCUCACAGUACGGAGUGGAGGAUAAGACAGUGCCUUACAAAAAUGGGGUUUGGGAGUGACCUGAAGAAUUCACAUGAAGCUGUGUUAAAAUUGCAAGACUGGGAAUUACGAUUACUGGAAACAGUGAAGAAAUUUAUGGCUCUGAGAAUAAAAAGUGAUAAAGAAUAUGCAUCUACUUUACAGAACCUUUGUAAUCAAGUUGAUAAGGAAAGUACUGUUCAAAUGAAUUAUGUCAGCAAUGUAUCCAAGUCUUGGCUACUUAUGAUUCAGCAGACAGAGCAACUUAGUAGAAUAAUGAAGACACAUGCAGAGGACCUAAAUUCUGGACCUUUACACAGGCUCACCAUGAUGAUUAAAGAUAAGCAACAGAUGAAGAAAAGUUUUAUAGGUGUUCAUCAGCAGAUAGAGGCAGAGAUGAUCAAGGUUACAAAGACAGAAUUAGAAAAAUUAAAGUCCAGCUAUAGACAGUUGAUAAAAGAAAUGAAUUCUGCCAGAGAGAAAUAUAAAGAAGCUUUAGCUAAAGGGAAAGAAACCGAAAAGGCCAAGGAACGAUACGACAAAGCCACAAUGAAACUUCAUAUGCUGCAUAAUCAGUAUGUAUUGGCAUUGAAAGGGGCACAGCUUCAUCAGAAUCAGUAUUAUGACACCACACUUCCUUUGCUUCUGGACUCCUUACAAAAGAUGCAAGAAGAAAUGAUAAAAGCACUAAAAGGUAUAUUUGAUGAAUACAGCCAGAUAACCAGUCUUGUUACAGAGGAAAUAGUGAAUGUCCAUAAAGAGAUUAAAAUGUCAGUUGAACAGAUAGACCCUAGCACAGAAUACAAUAAUUUCAUAGAUGUUCACAGAACAACAGCUGCUAAAGAGCAAGAAAUUGAGUUUGAUAUUUCCUUACUAGAAGAAAAUGAAAAUCUUCAGGCAAAUGAAAUUAUGUGGAAUAAUUUAACAGCAGAAAGUUUGCAAGUAAUGUUGAAAACCUUAGCAGAAGAACUUAUGCAGACACAGCAGAUGCUUUUAAACAAGGAAGAAGCUGUCCUGGAGCUAGAGAAGAGAAUUGAAGAAUCUUCUAAGACCUACGAAAAGAAGUCUGAUAUUGUGCUUCUGCUAAGCCAGAAACAGUCACUUGAAGAGCUGAAACAGUCAGUCCAGCAGUUGAGAUGCACUGAGGCAAAGUUUACAGCACAGAAAGAAUUACUAGAACAAAAAGUACAAGAAAACGAUGGGAAAGAGCCACCUCCAGUAGUAAAUUAUGAAGAAGAUGCACGAUCAGUUACAUCUAUGGAAAGAAAGGAGAGGCUCUCCAAGUUUGAGUCUAUUCGUCAUUCAAUUGCUGGAAUAAUUAGGUCUCCAAAAUCUGCACUGGGCUCUUCAACAUACUCUGAUGCAGUCUCCAUAAGUGAGAAGCCCCUGGCAGAACAGGACUGGUACCACGGUGCAAUUCCCAGAAUAGAAGCACAAGAACUUUUAAAACAACAAGGAGACUUCUUGGUGCGAGAAAGUCAUGGGAAACCUGGUGAAUAUGUCCUUUCUGUAUAUUCUGAUGGACAAAGGAGACACUUUAUCAUACAAUUUGUUGAUAAUCUGUAUCGAUUUGAAGGCACUGGUUUUUCAAACAUUCCUCAACUAAUAGAACAUCACUAUACAACAAAACAAGUCAUCACUAAGAAAUCAGGUGUAGUUCUGCUGAACCCUAUUCCUAAGGAUAAGAAAUGGGUUCUCAAUCAUGAAGAUGUCACGUUGGGAGAACUACUGGGCAAGGGGAAUUUUGGUGAAGUAUAUAAGGGCAUAUUAAAGGAUAAAACUGCUGUUGCUGUUAAAACAUGUAAAGAAGAUCUUCCUCAGGAACUGAAAAUAAAAUUUUUACAAGAAGCCAAAAUUCUCAAGCAAUACGAUCAUCCCAAUAUUGUCAAACUUAUAGGCGUUUGCACACAAAGACAGCCUAUCUACAUCAUCAUGGAACUGGUUCCAGGAGGUGAUUUCCUCUCCUUUCUGAGAAAGAAGAAGGAUGAACUAAAACUCAAGCAGUUAGUGAAAUUUUCAUUAGAUGCUGUUUCUGGUAUGUCCUAUCUCGAGAGUAAAAACUGUAUACACAGGGAUCUUGCUGCAAGAAACUGCCUGGUAGGUGAAAAUAACGUUCUGAAAAUCAGUGACUUUGGAAUGUCUCGUCAAGAGGAUGGUGGAGUGUAUUCAUCUUCUGGCUUAAAGCAGAUUCCCAUUAAAUGGACAGCACCAGAAGCUCUUAAUUAUGGUAAGAAUAGACUAUACAGUUCUGAGAGUGACGUGUGGAGCUUUGGCAUCCUUCUCUGGGAGACCUUCAGCCUAGGGGUCUGCCCAUACCCUGGAAUGACAAAUCAGCAAGCACGGGAACAAGUGGAAAGAGGAUACCGAAUGUCAGCCCCUCAGCAUUGCCCAGAGGACAUUUUUAAAAUUAUGAUGAAGUGCUGGGAUUAUAAACCUGAAAACCGUCCCAAGUUCAGUGACCUUCAGAAAGAGCUGGCUGUCAUCAAGAGGAAAAUCACACAGUGA
Puma concolor (puma) is the source of this 2572-nucleotide messenger RNA. The record is from RefSeq and is a predicted model, not a curated record. NCBI's taxonomy places the organism in Eukaryota, Metazoa, Chordata, Mammalia, Carnivora, Felidae.